AUGCUGCAGCAAAGCACACCGCCGCCACACGUUGCAGCUUGUCGCAUUUCCGACAUGAAACCACGCUGCUCAGUGUCCACUAACGAUGGAUAUGAGAUCCUCUGCAACUUUGACUUCUUUGACGUAGUCAAGAACAAAGAUGCAGUUGCCCACGAUCCAGACCCUAAUCCGCCCCGCCCCGAUUAUCUCGAAAACCAUCAUCAACACAACAAUUACCGAUUCACGGCUGUGUUCAAGGCCAUCAAGGCCGCAAACCCUGAUUUCCGUUUCGACACCAUUGACGUCAUUAUAUCCUCCAGCGCGUUGGCAGGACUUCUCCUAAAUUGGGCGGUACCUACCCUCGGUCAUCUAACUCUGGACCUGUUCGGAAACACGCUCGUCAUCAGUGGCAUGGAGGCAUACACUCAUCACAAAUUCUGGAGCCAGAGUAGUGACAUACAUGCAUUGCACUACUUAGCGACGACACAACCAUCCAAAAACCCACAUCGUGCUGUAAAAUACAAUUUAGGCGGUCUUUCAAUCAUCGUUGUCAGCGAACCUAAUUUAACCUAUACCGAUACUGGUACCGGUACCGGCAGAUCCAAGAAACAUCGAAAAGGAAAGACUGCACCUGUCACUGACUGCGCGGCUAUGUUCGCAUUGCAACUUGGGCCGGACUCGUGCUGUGACAACAAUUUGCACAACUCAAUCGUUUCGUGGCUCUCAAGGGCCGAGUACAUUGCCAAGAUGAAAGUCGAGCAAAGAGAGGGUGUUCAGAAUGCCCUUAACCGGGUGGCUGGUGUUCUACAUUGGUUGCGGGAAGCAGUUAUUGCGAAAUCAGAAUCGUCCACCAAGUUCAAGGUUGGCGGUUGGAGUGAUGUUGAAGGGGGGGCCGUGUCCACUCUAGCAUUGUACGAUACCGAGCAGGACUCCCGGGUCCUGCACCGAAUGUAUGGAGAGUUCUGGGACAAUCCGACAACAGGGUACGAUGCGGCAGAGCAGGACACAGGGGAUGAAGAUAUUGCGGAGUGUUUGACAAAGAAGCACCUGCAAGCCCUUGCCGAGGUGAACGGGCUGCAGCGUUUUUUGAAGGAGCGAUGA
This is a messenger RNA of Fusarium pseudograminearum CS3096, 1080 nucleotides long. RefSeq lists its product as uncharacterized. The transcript has 4 exons. The record is from RefSeq and is a predicted model, not a curated record. Bases 1 to 1080 code for a protein of 359 amino acids. NCBI's taxonomy places the organism in Eukaryota, Fungi, Ascomycota, Sordariomycetes, Hypocreales, Nectriaceae.